CUAUCGAUGACAGCAUUAAAAUAAUUUAUCAAGAUAGUAGACUCUAUUCUAAUUUAACAAUUUAUUCUACUAAAAAUUUACGCGCAAAGCGCAUUGUUAACGUCUAAGUAAUAUUGUGAACAAAAACUAUGACUAGAUCCAGCAUCGAAUUGGGCGACGUAACGCCGCACAACAUAAAGCAACUGAAGAAACUCAACACGGUUGUCUUUCCGGUCUCCUACAAUGACAAAUUCUACGUGGACGUGCUGGAAGCCGGCGAACUGGCCAAGCUCGCCUACUACAACGACAUCGUCGUGGGCGCCGUCUGCUGUCGCAUCGACACCACGGACAACAAACGACGCCUCUACAUCAUGACACUGGGCUGCCUCUCGCCGUACCGUCGCCUGGGCAUCGGCACCAUCAUGUUCGAGCACAUACUGAACUAUGCCGAAAAGGAUGGCAACUUCGACAGCAUCUUUCUGCACGUGCAAAUCAACAACGAUGGCGCCAUCGAGUUCUACAAGAAGUUUGGCUUCGAGAUUGUCGACACCAAAGAGCAGUACUACAAACGCAUCGAGCCAGCGGAUGCGCACGUCCUGCAGAAGACGCUGCGCCGCAAGAAAUCCGAUUCACACAAUCAUGCAUUUAGCAAUGGAGCUGUGGGCGACAAGAAGGAGCGUCGGACCUGAAGGGGGGCUACUUUUGUGACAUGUGGCCCAAUCCUUACUCCCAACCCUCACCAUCACCAGGAUUCAAGGACAAACGGAAAAACUUAUUUAGUUUAAAACAAAUUUCAUAAUUGAAUAAAAUCCUAGAGUUAAACAAAA
Molecule: messenger RNA, 806 nt
Organism: Drosophila mojavensis
Lineage: Eukaryota; Metazoa; Arthropoda; Insecta; Diptera; Drosophilidae
Gene: san
Product: probable N-acetyltransferase san
Exons: 3
Coding region: 129-668 (179 amino acids)
Biological process (GO): mitotic sister chromatid cohesion
Cellular component (GO): NatA complex
Molecular function (GO): acyltransferase activity, transferring groups other than amino-acyl groups
Source: RefSeq, a predicted model, not a curated record